CAUAGCUCAGCACAGUGGUGUGACAUUGACAGUAUUGCGAUUAAAUUUUUAAUUGAAAAAUUUUUUUCGUUGUUUUUGGAAAAAAAAUAUACUGUGCAUGUUUCGUAUUCAAAAUACAUUUUCACUUAAAGAAGAAGCGUUGAAGCUGCUCAUUGAUUUAGAGCUAGUUUUAAGUGUUAUUUCAUCUAUGUUAAAGUCUCAUGAAAACAUGCAUUUCAGUGUUAAUAUAUCAAAUGCUUUACAGCAAAUAGAAAGCGUAAAAACAGCUGUUGAUCAAAGCGACGAUGCUAAAUUAAAGGCUGCAACUAAUGAUGACUUAAAUAUGCUUAUAAAUUUAUUGGAAAGUCCAAUAUUACGGAGCAUUGUCACACUACAUGAUUCUGUUAGCAUGUUGGCUACACAGGUGGCACACCAUCCUUCUAUAAUUCCAGCAGAUUUUGAUAUAACUCCUGCAGGUGAACUGGCAAUUCAAAGCAGAAAUUUAUAUGGUUCACAUGAAGGGGAGGAAGAACAAACGGUACCCCAAGUUUCACCACCUCAAAGUUUAGAGUUUGGAUCUAAUUCAGAUAAUGAAAGAAUACUAGGUCUUGAUUCAGCAUCUGUUGAUUCAAAUAUGUCUCCUAAACAGACUAGAGGACUGUUAGAGAUGGGUCGAAAUGAUGACUCAAUAGCAUCAACAUCAAACAAUAUUGUGGCUGGUGACUGGGCUCAGGUGGAAAUUAUAAACUUAGUUAAUGAUGGCACUGGUCUGGGAUUUGGAAUAAUUGGAGCCAGAACAAGUGGAGUGAUUGUUAAGACCAUACUUGCUGGUGGCGUCGCCGAUCGCGAUGGAAGGCUCAAAUCUGGUGAUCAUAUUCUACAAAUUGGUGAUGUGAGUCUAAUGGAGAUGGGUUCAGAGCAAGUGGCAGGCGUGCUCCGCGCGUCCGGUUCGCGCGUGCGUCUCGUGGUAGCGCGCGCGGUCGACCCCACCGCUGUGCACGCGUCUAACGCUCCUAUUGUACCCGCUAGACUUCUUUCGAGUCCAGAAGCACUAGAUCGUUAUUUAAUGGAGGCUGGUUUUGAGCAAGUAUUCCACACACAACCUACACCUUUGAGCAACAACUCAAACUCUUCUAGAUUUGUCUUUGAUAAAUCUAUAACGCCACCACUAGAAAGUGAUGCUGAAUCGCCUGAAGCUGACAGAUUUACGGUACAAUUGAAGAAAGAUGAAAAUGGCUUGGGCAUCACUAUUGCAGGUUAUGUGUGCGAGAAGGAAGAACUUUCUGGAAUAUUCGUGAAGUCGGUGACACCAGGCAGUGCGGCGGCGCUCAGUGGCAAGGUGCGGGUCAAUGACCGCAUCGUGGCGGUGGACGGAGUGUCGCUCGCGGGCAAGUCCAACCAACGGGCCGUGGAUGCGUUGAAACAAAGCGGGAAUAUUGUCACGCUGGAGCUGGAGAGAUACCUGCGCGGGCCGAAGUUCGAGCAGCUGCAGCAGGCGAUAGCGGCGGGCGAGAGUGCGGCCAGCGCGCCGGUCGCACAGAACAACCCCUUCCUGCAUAUGCAUAGAGCUGAUAAUUCCGACUCCAGCGACCAUCAUAUACAGAUGACGCAUUUGAACACGGUUGAGAAUAAUGCGGAUGAAUUGAGUGAAAGUGGUCGCAGUUCGGCAUCUACAAUUCAUCGUCCACAACCAGCUUUUGAGAUGCCUCGUACUCAAGAGCAAAAAGAUGCUAUUAAAAGAAAAUGGCAAGCUAUUUUAGGCGAGGACGUGGAGAUAGUGGUGGGCGUGGUGGUCCGCGGCGGCGGCGGGCUGGGCAUCUCGCUGGAGGGCACCGUGGACGUGGAGGGGGGGCGGGAGGUGCGGCCGCACCACUACGUGCGUUCCGUGCUGCCCGAGGGGCCCGUCGGCCGCGCCAACGUGCACCGCCCCGGCGACGAGCUGCUCGGUACCCGCACAUACACACAUACAGACAUACACACGCACCACUACGUGCGCUCCGUGCUGCCCGAGGGGCCCGUCGGCCGCGCCAACGUGCACCGCCCCGGCGACGAGCUGCUCGGUACCCGCACAUACACACAUACAGACAUACACACGCACCACUACGUGCGCUCCGUGCUGCCCGAGGGGCCCGUCGGCCGCGCCAACGUGCACCGCCCCGGCGACGAGCUGCUCGGUACCCGCACAUACACACAUACAGACAUACACACGCACCACUACGUGCGCUCCGUGCUGCCCGAGGGGCCCGUCGGCCGCGCCAACGUGCACCGCCCCGGCGACGAGCUGCUCGGUACCCGCACAUACACACAUACAGACAUACACACGCACCACUACGUGCGCUCCGUGCUGCCCGAGGGGCCCGUCGGCCGCGCCAACGUGCACCGCCCCGGCGACGAGCUGCUCGGUACCCGCACAUACACACAUACAGACAUACACACGCACCACUACGUGCGCUCCGUGCUGCCCGAGGGGCCCGUCGGCCGCGCCAACGUGCACCGCCCCGGCGACGAGCUGCUCGGUACCCGCACAUACACACAUACAGACAUACACACGCACCACUACGUGCGCUCCGUGCUGCCCGAGGGGCCCGUCGGCCGCGCCAACGUGCACCGCCCCGGCGACGAGCUGCUCGGUACCCGCACAUACACACAUACAGACAUACACACGCACCACUACGUGCGCUCCGUGCUGCCCGAGGGGCCCGUCGGCCGCGCCAACGUGCACCGCCCCGGCGACGAGCUGCUCGGUACCCGCACAUACACACAUACAGACAUACACACGCACCACUACGUGCGCUCCGUGCUGCCCGAGGGGCCCGUCGGCCGCGCCAACGUGCACCGCCCCGGCGACGAGCUGCUCGGUACCCGCACAUACACACAUACAGACAUACACACGCACCACUACGUGCGCUCCGUGCUGCCCGAGGGGCCCGUCGGCCGCGCCAACGUGCACCGCCCCGGCGACGAGCUGCUCGGUACCCGCACAUACACACAUACAGACAUACACACGCACCACUACGUGCGCUCCGUGCUGCCCGAGGGGCCCGUCGGCCGCGCCAACGUGCACCGCCCCGGCGACGAGCUGCUCGGUACCCGCACAUACACACAUACAGACAUACACACGCACCACUACGUGCGCUCCGUGCUGCCCGAGGGGCCCGUCGGCCGCGCCAACGUGCACCGCCCCGGCGACGAGCUGCUCGGUACCCGCACAUACACACAUACAGACAUACACACGCACCACUACGUGCGCUCCGUGCUGCCCGAGGGGCCCGUCGGCCGCGCCAACGUGCACCGCCCCGGCGACGAGCUGCUCGGUACCCGCACAUACACACAUACAGACAUACACACGCACCACUACGUGCGCUCCGUGCUGCCCGAGGGGCCCGUCGGCCGCGCCAACGUGCACCGCCCCGGCGACGAGCUGCUCGGUACCCGCACAUACACACAUACAGACAUACACACGCACCACUACGUGCGCUCCGUGCUGCCCGAGGGGCCCGUCGGCCGCGCCAACGUGCACCGCCCCGGCGACGAGCUGCUCGGUACCCGCACAUACACACAUACAGACAUACACACGCACCACUACGUGCGCUCCGUGCUGCCCGAGGGGCCCGUCGGCCGCGCCAACGUGCACCGCCCCGGCGACGAGCUGCUCGAGGUGAACGGGCACCGGCUACUCGGCAUGAACCACCUGGAAGUAGUGUCGAUCCUCAAGGAGCUAUCGAGCGAGGUGUGCAUGGUGUGCGCGCGGCCCCGCCCCGCGCCGCAGCUCGACCUCGCACCGCCUGCGCAUACACUUGUCAAGGCGAAAUCGGAUGGAAGUCUGGCUGGUGCGGGUGCAGGUGGCGGUGAAGAGGGCGGAGCGCUGGGGGCUGCGGGGAAAGUGCGUUCCCGCAGCCUCGAGCCGCUCACCGGCCUCGCUAUGUGGGCCUCCGAGCCGCAGAUUAUUGAGCUGGUGAAGGGCGAGCGUGGGCUGGGCUUCUCGAUCCUGGACUACCAGGACCCGCUGCGGCCGGCGCACACGCUGGUGGUGAUCCGCUCGCUCGUGCCCGGCGGCGUCGCGCAGCAGGACGGCCGGCUCAUACCCGGCGACCGCCUGCUCUUUGUUAACGAACAGAAUUUAGAAAACGCAAGUCUAGAGCAAGCGGUAGCAGCAUUGAAGGGAGCUCCUCGAGGCAUAGUUCGUAUCGGCGUGGCUAAACCCCUCCCCCUAGCUGACCACCCCCCACCACCGCCAACCACACCCCCUCCCACUUCAUAAACAAUUUUAGUUCAAUACAAUAUGACUUUAUUGACCAUAUUGCGUUAUGCUAUUGAAGAAGUAUAGGCCAAUUGACUCUAUUGAUUUUACGUUUUUAAAUUCACACUUGACUAGAAUAAUUCUUGCAUAUGCACUUUAAAGUGGAUUUUCAUUUAUGUUAUUUCAUAUUUGUGUUUAAUCUGACGAGAGAAAUAGUUCAAAUGUAUAAGUAUUUUGCUUAAAAUUUAAGAGCAACCUAGUUUUUAAGUUUCUGUAGGUAUUUUCCAUUGUAUUACACAUUCCUUAUCAGUAUUUUUGUCUCGGUUCUGUACUUAAUCUACAUUUAAUUAUAGUUUUAUAUCAUGCAAAUUAUUUAUGGCACAUCAUAAAAUAAUAUUUAAUAACGUCAUUUUAUCGUUAUCUAUCUGAAUAACCCCCUAAGCUCGGAUCAGUGCCAAUGUAGGAAUUUACGUUUGAUAAAUGAAUAUAAAUGUAUUAAUUUUUAUCACUAGACUUUAUUGAAUGUUAUCAUUCCAAAAUAUAUGUAAGUUAUUUGGAAUAAAUGUUUAAAAUUA
Molecule: messenger RNA, 4794 nt
Organism: Colias croceus (clouded yellow)
Lineage: Eukaryota; Metazoa; Arthropoda; Insecta; Lepidoptera; Pieridae
Gene: Patj
Product: patj homolog
Exons: 17
Coding region: 98-4240 (1380 amino acids)
Molecular function (GO): protein binding
Source: RefSeq, a predicted model, not a curated record